AUGUACGAAGAUGUAAAGUUACACAUUCUCAAAUCUUUUAAAUAUGCGAACUAUGACAACAUGGCUUUUUUAUCAUCUUUCUUAUAUUCAAAUGCAAGUAAUCAAUACAAAUUAUUACUUCCCAUAUCAUUGUAUUACACAGGAGAAUAUAACAGGUCUUUAUUUUUACUUUCUUCUUUAAAUACAGUAACUUCUGUUUAUUAUAAAUAUUUAUGUUACAAUAAGCUUAAAGAUUAUAAAAAGGCAUUAAUAUGUUUAACAAAAAUUAUUACAGAUGAUGUUGAUGAAGAUGACCUUGACUUGGAUAUUUUUCUAGUUAAUAAAGAAGAUAAAGAAUAUUUUUACAACGACAUGGCAUUAUUACUUACUCAAUUAUAUGAUAGAGAUGAAGCUAUAAGAUAUUUUAAAAUGAGCUAUAAUAUUUAUCCGAUAUUUACAACUAUUGAAAAUUUAAUUUAUGAAAAUAUUUUAACAACAUUUGAUCAUCAAGAUAUUUUAAUUAGAAAUAAAGAAAAUAUUAAAAAGACAAAUUUAGUCAGUACAUCAAGUCUUCAUGAGCUUAUCUCUGAUUUAAAUAAAAAUGAACAAAAUAUUGAAAAAUAUAAAAACUUUAUUCCUGGCAUAGGAUCAUAUGUUGUUGCAUUUUAUGCAAAAAGUCUUUUUGAGUUAGGACUCAUUGAUGAAAGUCGAAGGUUGUUUUAUAUUUUGCGUUCUAAAGAUCCGAAAUUUAUGUAUAAUAUGGAUUAUUUUAGUACAAUUUUAUGGUAUUCACAGGAUGUUACAGAAUUAGGUAUAUUGUGUAAAAACAUGAUAAUAGAUUCACCUAGCAGUUCUGUGACAUGGAAAGCUUUGGGUAAUUAUUAUAAUCACAUUAAUGAUUAUAAAAGAAGCUUUUUGUGUUUAAAAAGAAGUUCUUAUAUUUUAAAUGAACCUUAUACAUUAAAUUUAUUAGGAUUUGAAAGUGUAUACAAAAAUGAAUACACCGAAGCUUUAGAUUAUUUUAAAAAAAGUAAUUUGAUGUUAAAAAACAACUAUAAAUCUAUGUAUGGAUGUGCACUUGUUUAUGAUAAAAUGGAUAAUAAAUCUACAGCCGAUUUUUAUUUUAGAAAAUGUAUGUAUAACAAUCAACUUAAAGCCAUGGGAAUGAAGUUCUACAUUAAACAUGGAGAACUUGAUAUUGCACUUCAGAUUUACAAAGAUGCCAUGAAGUUUGAUUCAUCAGAUAUCAAUAUACUUGUACAACAAACAUUAAUUAAAAGGGGGACUUUUACAAAUGUCGAAGAAUUUUUAAUUUUAGAAUUUGUGGAAAUUCUAACAAAAUUAAAUUUGUUUGAAUUUGCAAAAAAUAUACUGAAUAUUAUCGAAUACCGUGGUGAAACAUAUUAUAAAAAAAAAGAAAUGGUAUAUGAAAAAAGACAUGAAUUUAUAUAA
Vairimorpha ceranae is the source of this 1431-nucleotide messenger RNA. RefSeq names its product nuclear scaffolding protein. NCBI's taxonomy places the organism in Eukaryota, Fungi, Microsporidia, Nosematidae. The record is from RefSeq and is a predicted model, not a curated record. Gene Ontology annotation, molecular function: protein binding. Gene Ontology annotation, biological process: cell division. Bases 1 to 1431 code for a protein of 476 amino acids. The transcript has a single exon.